UUGAUUAAAAAAUGUAUGGAUAAUGAUUCUGAGAUUAGAACCUAUCCUGAUAUAGGUGAGCUUGCAUUUGGAAAAACAGGAAGAUUACUAGUAUCUGUAUCCAUGUACACGGAGCUCUACUUAGUUGUAACAGGGUUCUUGAUUCUAGAAGGGGAUAACUUGAGUAAUUUAUUCCCUGAUAUGAAGCUUCAAGUAGCUGGUUUAACAAUUGGUGGAAAUCAAUUCUUUGUGAUAAUGGUUGCCCUUAUUAUCUUGCCUACAGUUUGGUUGGAUAACUUGAGUCUACUUUCUUAUAUAUCAGCAAGUGGAGUGUUUGCUUGUGCUAUAAUCAUAUUCUCAGUAUCAUGGACGGCAACAAUGGAUGGAGUUGGUUUUCAUCAAAAGGGAACUCUUGUUAAUUGGAAUGGAAUCCCCACAGCUGUUAGCUUGUAUGCCUUUUGUUUUUGUGCACAACCAGUCUUUCCCACCUUGUACAAUUCCAUGAGAAGCAAGCACCAAUUUUCUAGUGUCCUACUUGUAUGCUUUAUAUUAACCACUAUUGGUUAUGCAUCCAUGGCUAUAAUUGGUUACCUGAUGUUUGGUUCAGAGGUUCAAUCACAGGUAACUUUAAACCUGCCACUGAACAAAUUAAGCUCACGUGUAGCAAUAUAUACUGCCUUGGUUAGUCCCAUAUCCAAGUAUGCUUUGAUGAUAACACCGAUUACCAAUGCUUUGAAAGAUAUGAUACCAAGGAAGCACAAGAAUAGUGUCACUCACAUCAUAAUUGGCACUGUCAUGGUAAUCAGCACUGUCAUCGCUGCCCUGACUUUUCCUUUCUUUGGGCAUCUCAUGUCACUGGUUGGAGCUUUACUAGGUGUCACGGCUUCUAUUCUGCUUCCAUGUUUGUGCUACUUAAAGAUUUCAGGCAUUUACAGGAAAUUUGGGACUGAGACGGUAGCCAUAGUGGCCAUAAUAAUAGCAGCUGUAGCAAUGGCAAUAUCUGGGACAUACACAUCAGUUAUGCAAAUAGUCCACAGUUUGUAA
Gastrolobium bilobum is the source of this 1023-nucleotide messenger RNA. Its product is annotated as amino acid transporter AVT1I. The transcript is spliced from 2 exons. Lineage: Eukaryota; Viridiplantae; Streptophyta; Magnoliopsida; Fabales; Fabaceae. Gene Ontology annotation, cellular component: plasma membrane. The record is from RefSeq and is a predicted model, not a curated record. The coding region runs from base 16 to 1023 and encodes 335 amino acids.